CAUUGACCACAAGAAAAGAGAGCUCGUUGUAGGAGCAAAGGAGCAGCCAUGUCCACCCAAGCCGUAGUCCAGAGGGCAUGCGCGAAGCUCAGAUCCGCCAUAGGAGAUGAAGCGGUGGCGCGGUUGAACUUUACCGCUGACCUGCGGGAUAUGUUGGAGGCGCUGGAUGACAUCCGGCCGAAGCUGGACAAAGCCGAGAUGCGGCCGUUGAGGGGUGUAGAUGAUUAGCCUUGGCUGCAGCUUGUCUGCUGCGCGGCCUACAAGACCAUAGAGACUGUCGACGAGCUGCAGGGCGCGAGAUCACAGGCUGCUGCAACGACGACAAGGAUGCUGCCCCGCCUUGCCAUGAAGAAUGCCAUGGCCAUCCAGCUGCAGGAGGCGAAACAACUAGUGAUGUGGGCACAGGAGCGUUCACGUGUGAGAUCAGAAUCUAUAGCAGAAAACACCUUGUUACAGGAAAUUAUUGAGGAACGAAAAACUGCACCAGUUUUCGAGGAAGCAAUGGUUCUGGGAAGAGCAUCAGAUAAAGACAGGAUAAUAGCCACCCUCCCAUCUACUGAGCCCAACAUCAUGCAAGAGCACAUCCGCAUUCUUCCCAUCUUUGGGUUUCCAGGCAGCGGCAAGACAACAUUGGCACAAAUGGUUGUUAAUGAUACCCACUCCCUCCAAGGCUACGACUUCCGUGUAUGGGUUCAUGUGUCUACCCAGCUCGACUUCCAUACAAUAGGCAAGUCCAUUAUUUGUCAAGUGUUAGGAAGGGGACAAGAAGAGAUCAACCAUUCUUCUUCAAAUGUGGAGGGGAUGGAGAUUAUAAUGAAGCGCCUUCACAAGCUUCUUAAUGGUCAGAAGGUGCUCCUUGUGUUGGAUGACUUGUGGGAGGAGGAUCCCAUUCAGUUACAGUUAUUGAAGUCCAUGUUAACUUUCUUGGGAGACAAGAUGGACGUAAUAGUAACCACAUGCAACCAAGCCAUCGCCAGGAGGAUCUGUACAGUUGAGCCGUACAGGCUAAAUCGGUUGAGUGAUGACACGUGUUGGGAGAUAAUCAAGAAAUCAAUCCGUUUCGAAGUAGGAGAAGAGUGGGAGAAGAUUGGACGGAAGAUCGCAAGCAAAUGCUGGGGUGUGCCAUCAAUAGCUCGCGAAUAUGCAGGCACGCUAGAUUCUUCCCGAGAUGCUAUGAAAUGGGAAGAAACCAUGAGAAGGGGUAUCCUUUCUUAUGUCCUUUCAACUUUCACGCUAAGCUACAUGAGAAUGCCACCAGAUUUGAGGCUAUGUUUUGCUUAUUAUUGUCAAAUCUUCCCAAGCGGGGACAGUAUAGUCAAAGAUGACCUGGUUCAUCACUGGAUUGCUCUCCACCUCAUUGAGCCAUCAGAAAUAUUGUCUGCCGAACAGAUAGCUGAGGAGCAUAUUACCUGGCUUCAGGACAUGUCAUUCCUUCAAACUGCAGAGUUGGACCACGGAACCAGCUAGUACUAGCAGGCAGGAGAUUGAGGAGGACGACAGAUCGGGCAACGAGGGGGAGGCGGCGUAGGAAGACGCCACGGCGGCAAGGAAUUGUGUUUGCGAUGAAGAACAAAUUUCGGUGCAAAAUAGAAUGCCAUUUGAUUACCAGCUACUCUUGCAAGUUGCAUCGUAUGUUGGCCUGCAGACUCUUUCAGGCAGCAAAACAUGAUGAUUUGAUUUCAGACAACUUACUUUCCGCAUUCCUGUAAAAUUUAAUCGUUUAAUCUGAGACAU
This is a messenger RNA of Triticum dicoccoides, 1734 nucleotides long. RefSeq names its product putative disease resistance protein RGA3. The coding region runs from base 328 to 1467 and encodes 379 amino acids. Lineage: Eukaryota; Viridiplantae; Streptophyta; Magnoliopsida; Poales; Poaceae. Gene Ontology annotation, biological process: defense response to other organism. The record is from RefSeq and is a predicted model, not a curated record. Gene Ontology annotation, molecular function: ADP binding. The transcript has 3 exons.